AGAGGGAGGGUAUAUGGAUCGUGGGCAGUGGGCAGGAGAGGCUGUGAUAACGACAGAUGUCUCACAAACCGUGGGUUUAACAGGAGGGGUGAAAGAAGAAAAAACGCCCAGUCGCAGAUUGGACCUCAGGGAGAGAGUAGGACUGGCUCAGACUGAAUCACAUUCACUACUACAGGAGAAAAGAAAGUACAUUCAACGCAUUCUUUCGCGCGGAGUUCAACAGAAUCAGAGAAACAGGUCAUCAUGGGAGGCAAGAUAAGCAAACGGAAGAAGGGAUAUGAUGUCAGUGACCCUAAAGAGAAGAAAGAGGAGAGUCCUGUGGCAGCAGUUGAACCAGCUGAGAAGAAGGCAGAGACCCCUGUGACUGAGGCAGUGGCUGCACCACAGGAGGCUGCUGCAGUAAGUGCCGCAGCGCCUGUGGUAGAGUCUGAAGCACUGGCUGAGAAGACUGCAUCUCCUUCAACAGCACAAGCAGAGGUGAAGAAGGAUGAUGCUGCACCAGAAAAACCAGUGGCUACAACAGAGGAAUCUACUGCUGCACCUAAAGAACCAGCAAGUGCUCCUGAGGAACCAGCAGCUGUAAAGCCUACAGCUGUGGCAGAGUCACAAGCAACAGAGGUAACAGCAUCUGCAUCAGAGGCAACAGCUGUAGAGACAACAGCUGCUACACAGGAGGUACCAGCAGCAGAGGUAUCAGCAGCUGCAGUAGAGACAUCAGCAGCUGCACCAGAGGUAUCAGCAUCUGCAGUAGAGACACCAACAACUGCGCCAGAGGCAUCAGCACCUAAGGAACCAGAAGCUAAGGAACCUGAAGCUGCACCAGAAGCAUCAGCAGCUGAGGAGUCUUCAGCUGCACCUAAGGAACCAGCAGCUGAGGAACCUACAGCUGCACCAGAGCAACCAGUGACAAAAGAACCUGCAGCUGCACCUGAGGAACCAGUGACAAAAGAACCUGCAGCUGCACCUGAGGAACCAGAAACUGCACCAGCAGCAGAGGAAUCUGCAGCUACACUCCAGGAACCAGCUGCUGUACCAGAGGCACCAGUGACAGAGAAACCUGUGGCUGCAACAGAAGAACCAGCUGCUGCCCCGAAGACGCCAGUUAAAGAGGAACCUCCAGCUAUACAUGAAGAACUUGAGGCUGAGCCAGCGGCACCAGUGGCAGAGGAACCUAUAACACUAUCUGAGAAACCAGCAGUUGUGGCCGAGCCACCUGCAGCUGCACCUGAGGAACAUGCAACUACCCCCAAGGCUGAGGAAUCUGCAGCUGCACUUGAGGAUUCUGCACCUGUGCCAGAGGAGCCUGUAUCAUCGCAUCAACUUGCAGCUUCACCAGUGGAACCUGUCACAGAGGAGGUAGUAGAGAAGGUGGUUGAGGAGGUUGCAAAUGCCAGUGAAUUGUCUGACAAAAUUACAGAAACCACAGUGGUCACGCCAGAACCAGAGACUGACACUGAGGCAGCAGCUCCACAGCCAGUCGCUGAGUCUAUCCCAGUGCCAGAACCUGUUUCCGAGGCAUUGAGUGUGGCAGAGGUUGAGAUGGCUGUGCCUUCCCCAGAAGAACCCACACCAGUCACAGAGCCUGAAUCUGAAACUGCUGCACCUCCUGAGGUCACACUAACAGAAGCAAAUCCUGAGCCACCCCCAGAGCCAACACAACCUGAACCUACGACAGAGCAAAAUAUUGCAGAGGAGUCCAUUCCCACUAUUGUCAUCUUAGAAUCAACCUCAACCAAUGAGCUCUGCCUUGAGGAAACUGCCCCGACUGUCACAGAUGAGAAGCUGAAUAAUGGAGACUGUGAGAGUGCUGGCUCAGCAGAGGAAUCUGUGUCAGCUCCCCCUAAGGUAAAUGGGGAAUGCCAUGAGCAGGCAUCAGACAUAGCCCCUUCGGAUGUCCUUGAGUCCCCGGUUGAGGCAUGUGUAAAUGGGGUGAAGGACAAAGAACCUCCUCAAGAGCUGAGUGACUGUGAAAUGAAAAAGGACUUGAGUUUAGCUGCUGACUUUCAGGUUCCAGCUCCGAUUGGCGACAUGGUAGAGGUGCCACAGUGAGUCGAUUUAAUCUGAGAAACAAACCUAAAAUGUGAAUCCCAUAUUGAUGCAAACAAACAAAUGAAACAAUCGUCUGACAGCACAGGCUUUCUGAAAAUAAAUGUGAAAAAUGCCUGUUGUGUUCUCUCAGGCAAAGGAAUUUCUGGUUAACCAAAAAGAAAUACAACCACCCAAGAGCUAAGAGUGCGAGAAACAAAAAAAGAAUGAAACAGUGAGGGUCAAAGCCUAAAAGAAAAUGGAAGGGAGGGAGAGAGAGUGAGAGAGAGAGAGAGAGAGAGAGAGAGAGAGCGGAUGGUCUUUGAAGUCUUUGUGGCCGGUGUCCUGCUGUCAUUGAAGAGGGCGAGCUUGCAGGCCUGGUUGAAUAUGUAAGCCAGGGAGAUGAUGAUUACAUAUGAACAGAAAAUAAAAAAUAAAAACAAGAUGGCAGAAUGGAAAUGCUGGACAGUAACAAUGGUAAAAAUGAAUUGAAUGAACAGAAUCAUCUUUUGUGUGUGAGCCUGAUGCAUAUUGUAAUGGUUUAUUGGAUUAGCAUUUAAUAGUAUAUAAUCUAAUUUAGACCACAUUUCUGUCACCAUUUAAUACAGAGAUUUGAGGAUGAAGCAUUUUGAAAUUUUCAUGUUGGGAGAAUCAGUGGGUAAUGUUCAUUUUAACUUAAUGGCUUGGCUUAGAAAAUAAAACACUCUGUUAUACCUUAAAAAUGUUUUUUUUUUUUUUUUUUUUUUCCUCUCUCUCUUCUUCUUCUUCUUUUUUCUUUUUUGCACUUUUGUGAAUGUUGUGCUGAAUGGUUGGAACCUGUAAUACUUAAAAGAGUAUUUCAAAUAAAUGUAUGAUGCAAUGUCA
Ctenopharyngodon idella (grass carp) is the source of this 2889-nucleotide messenger RNA. RefSeq names its product calphotin. The coding region runs from base 244 to 2049 and encodes 601 amino acids. The record is from RefSeq and is a predicted model, not a curated record. The transcript has 2 exons. Lineage: Eukaryota; Metazoa; Chordata; Actinopteri; Cypriniformes; Xenocyprididae.